Molecule: messenger RNA, 1185 nt
Organism: Melanaphis sacchari
Lineage: Eukaryota; Metazoa; Arthropoda; Insecta; Hemiptera; Aphididae
Gene: Dolk
Product: dolichol kinase
Exons: 6
Coding region: 1-1185 (394 amino acids)
Biological process (GO): dolichyl monophosphate biosynthetic process
Cellular component (GO): endoplasmic reticulum membrane
Molecular function (GO): dolichol kinase activity
Source: RefSeq, a predicted model, not a curated record
AUGGUACACGUAUGGGCAAUUUAUAGACAAAAACACACUAAGCCCGGCAUAAGACCAAUAAUUAUUGUGGCUAUUCGUAGCUCCGGUGUUCGUCAAUUGCGCCGGAUUUGGGACACUACCUAUAUAGUAUACAUCUAUUGCGCCGGAGCAUUUGGCAAUGACACAAACUGUCUUGGAGUCGUUUACAACGUGGCGUGUGCCGCGUUCUGCGCACUGGCCUAUCACCGGCUUUUGCGGUCGAUCGUGUCGUGUGCCCCGUUGAGUUUCACGUACGGCGAAGCCACCGUCACCACCCAGGCCUUGCUACUAUUCGCCGUCGCUUCCGGCACCAAUAUGUUAGCGCCAUACCGACAGCAAACGUGCUUCGACGUGUUCACGCUAAUCCUACAGUUUGGAAUCGUCGGCAUUUCCGCAUUCGCCCUGAUAGUGUACAACGUGGAAACGCUACGUAUAUCACCUGGACGGUUUUACACGACGUUUGUCGUAGUUGUUUCUGCCACGAUAAUGUUACCACUACAUAUCAUCUUAAACGGUAGUCCUAUAUUGAAAAUCUUUCAUUGGGUCACUAGGGACCGGCACACGACGAUACUGUUAUUGUACUGGGCUGGCUGUACGGCGUUCGCCAUUGUUUUCGUGUGCAUGCAAAUAAUAAGCGACGCUAAAGCGUCAACGUCGAUUAGGAAGUACUUCCAUCUAGUCGCUUGCCUUGUGUACGCUCCGGGUCUUGUUCGUGAUCCUUGUCUGUUGUACUUGGCCAGUGGUGUGGUUUUUGCCGGUUUCAUAUUUAUAGAGACUCUGCGCAUUGCCAAAAUGCCGCCACUAGGCAUGGUUCUUCAAGAAGGUUUUCGUGUAUACUCGGAUGAGAAGGACGAAGGACCUGUGGCGUUCACUCCGAUUUACUUGCUCGUAGGGUGCUCUCUGCCCCUUUGGAUCCACCCGCAACCUGACUUCAGGAGUCUGUUACCACUGCUGGCUGGUGUUUUAUCCAUAGGAAUUGGAGAUACAGCCGCUAGUGUAAUAGGCUCACGUAUAGGACGUCAUAAGUGGAAAGGUUUAAUAUGUGAUACUAAUCUGAUUAAACCGCUACUAGGAGUUGGUUUAGUAACUUUCGUCGAAGCAAAAACUGAACAAGUUGAUAAUUUAGCAUUGCCUAUUUUGUUGUAUACGUUUCUAUUGCAUUGUUAA